CAAACUAACAUGUCAAAUUUGCUUUCUUUUUCGUAUUUUAAGUUUAAAUUCUAUUUUGGCUUUACGACAUGGACAGCAGAAUUCAAAAAAUUGGCGCUGCCCAAAGAGCGCGCCGACAUUUCUCCACCAUUGUCUAUUGUGUAACGAUACUUUGGAUAUUAGUGGGUCUAGCACAGUGGGUGCUACUAUGCGUUUUAAAGGAUUUAGGCGCUAUUUUUGUCGAGCUGCCUUGGAUGUGCGCAAUUUUCUUUGGCGCUUCUAUCAUAUUCAUCAUAUUCUUCAUAUUCUUUGAGCAGGUGCGCUUUAUACCGGGUCUAAACGCAAUUUUUACCAUAAUUAUAGUGGAGUGCGCUAUAAUUGGACUAUUUGGUUUGGCAGUAAAGUCAGCUUGGCCGGAUCUGCUUGUUUGGUUUUUCGUUUGCUUUCUGCUAAUGUUUCUAUUCAUUAUACUGGGCAUUGUGAUACCUCAUGAUCUAACGCUGGAUGUUGUCAUCUUAUUUGUCAUCGCCUUUGUCUUUCUCAUACUGACUGUCUUUCUGAUCAUGUUAUUUAUGCUAACUGACACGGAAUAUUCAUAUUUUCUGUAUCAGGCGCUCAUUAGCGCGGUGGUGCUUAUGUUUGUCAUGUAUCAUGCUCAGACCAUCAAUGGCGGUCGCUUUGCGGAAAUGCGCGUCACCGACUACUUCCUGGCUACGCUCAUACUCUUCUAUGACUUUCUUGUGCUGUUCCUGCUCACGUUCUAUGUGCAGUACAAACACCAGCUUGUCUACAAAGGACUAUACAGCACAUCCACAACUGCGGAAAAGUGAACAACAACAACAGCAAGCAGCGUUCACUCGUGUAAAUAUAAAUUCACCCUUUCUCCAAUUAAA
This is a messenger RNA of Drosophila busckii, 872 nucleotides long. RefSeq lists its product as uncharacterized. NCBI's taxonomy places the organism in Eukaryota, Metazoa, Arthropoda, Insecta, Diptera, Drosophilidae. The record is from RefSeq and is a predicted model, not a curated record. The transcript is spliced from 5 exons. The coding region runs from base 69 to 809 and encodes 246 amino acids.